Molecule: messenger RNA, 1625 nt
Organism: Camelina sativa (false flax)
Lineage: Eukaryota; Viridiplantae; Streptophyta; Magnoliopsida; Brassicales; Brassicaceae
Source: RefSeq, a predicted model, not a curated record
CACAAAUCUUGUUUAUAUCCGAUCUAGAGAGAGCUGAUGAGCAGCCUAAUCUUCAUCAAUGGCGUUAAAGAUAACCAAGAUCUCCCAAGUCAACCCAGCAAGAAACUCCUCUCAUGACUCAUCCGACCCACUUAUUUACCCACUCACGUUCUUCGACUUACGGUGGUUAAAAUUUCAUCCAACCGAAAGAGUCAUCUUCUACAAACUCAAUACAUGUUCAUCGCCCGAGGCCUUCUACUCUGUGAUCCUCCCCAAGCUUGAGCACUCUCUCUCUCUCGUCCUUCGUCACUACCUCCCGCUCGCAGGCCGCCUCACGUGGGAUCCACAAGAUCCUAAGCCACAUAUCGUCGUCUCCCCCCACGACUCUGUCUCAUUGACAGUUGCCGAGAGCGAUGCUUAUUUUUCCUGUAUUUCUGGAAAAGGGCUACGUCCUGAGACCGAGAUACGCGCUUUGGUGCCCAAAUCUUCGGUUUUUGGUGACUCACCGUCUCUUGUUUCAUUGCAAGUCACGUUGUUUCCUAACCAAGGGUUUUGUAUUGGUAUAGCAGCUCAUCAUUCUAGUAUGGACGGCAAAACAAUGGUUAGGUUUAUCAAAUCAUGGGCUCACAUCUGUAAACAUGGAGCCAUGGAUUUACCAAAUGAUUUAACUCCGUUUUUAGAUCGUACGGUUAUCAAUGUUCCCCCAAGUCUCGAUGCAAAAAUCUUGGAACUUUUGUCAUAUUUGUCAAAAGAGAAUGAUAGCUUCAAAACACUGAAACUGCCUCCUAUCGAGGAGAUCAGCCCCGACGUCGUCCGGGUCACGCUGGAGUUAACUCAAGAAAAUAUAGAGAAGCUUAGGGAGCGAGCCAAAAGGGAGUCAACUCGCUCUCAUCUUGAGCUUCACUUGUCAACGUUCGUUGUCGCCAACGCGUAUCUUUGGGCAUGCUUGGUGAAGACGCGUGGGGGAAAUGUGAACAGACCAGUGCGUUUCAUCUUUGUUGCUGAUUAUAGGCACCGGUUAGAUCCACCGGUUCCUGAUACGUAUUUCGGGAACUGCGUGUUCCCCGUCGGUUGCUUUGGUUACAAAGCGGAAGUAUUUUUGGAAGAAGAUGGAUAUGUCAACGCGGUUGAAAUGCUAAGUGAUUCGGUAAGAAGUAUUGGUUCACAAGAGAUUGAAACAAUUUGCAAGUUGUACAUUAAUGGAACAAAGAGUGUGGAACCGGGUACACAGGCAGGGUCAGUAGCUGGUUCGAACCAGUUUGGUCUAUACGGGUCAGAUUUCGGGUGGGGGAAACCUUGUAACAGCGAGAUUGUGUCCAUCGACCGAAACGAGGCAAUUUCUAUGUCGGAGAGGAGGGAUGAGCCCGGUGGUGUGGAGAUCGGCUUGUGUGUAAAGAAAUGUGAGAUGGAUAUAUUUCUUUCUCUAUUUCAAAAUGGUUUAGAAAUGGAGAAUUGAGAUUCUUAAGUUUGUGAGAUUUUCUUGUCUUUUGUUUAUAUUUUUGUUGUUUUGUUCGAGGUUUAUGGGAAAUGUUUUGUGGAUGCUUUAUGAUAAAAGUAUGGGUUUGUUGGCAAAAUAAUACAUUUUCAAAAUUUUAUUGGAAUUGUAGUACAUUUACUAUUUAUAUUGGAAAAAUAGAUGAGUUUUA